Messenger RNA from Bactrocera dorsalis (oriental fruit fly), 2930 nucleotides. RefSeq lists its product as uncharacterized. The record is from RefSeq and is a predicted model, not a curated record. The transcript has 2 exons. Bases 660 to 1643 code for a protein of 327 amino acids. NCBI's taxonomy places the organism in Eukaryota, Metazoa, Arthropoda, Insecta, Diptera, Tephritidae.
CACUUCGAACUCAAAUUGCAUCUCUCCAUAGCCAUCAAAAUAUCUCAUGGCACUUCAACCCACCAGGAGCUCCACAUAUGGGUGGAUUAUGGGAAGCAGGCGUAAAAAGUCUAAAAACCCACCUAAAAAAGAUCGCAAAACUACAAAAAUUCACGUUCGAAGAAUUUGCUACCCUAUUGACCCGCAUUGAAAGCUGUUUAAACUCUCGACCCAUAAGCCCCAUAAGUGAUGACUCAACAAGCUUGGAACCUCUAACUCCAGGACACUUCCUUAUAGGUACCCCAUUGCUAACCCCUGCCGAACCCAAUUUAGAGGAUGCAAAUUUAAGCAUCGUUAACAGAUGGCAGAAACUAAAAAUACUCUACCAGCACAUUUGCAAGAGAUGGAAGGAAGAGUACCUUAAGGAACUACACAAGCGAUAUAAAUGGAAAUACCCACAUCGUAAUGUUGAAGUUAACGACUUAGUCGUUAUAAGAAACGACAAUACUUCACCCAACGAAUGGAAGCUCGGUCGAAUCCAAAAGGUCUUCCCCGGCUUAGACCAUAAAACACGAGUGGUUGAAAUCCGAACUGCUCAAGGCACAGUAACCCGCCCCAUCACAAAAAUUGUGAUAUUAAAUACAGAAUAACAUACAAGUUUUCUCUUCUUUUUUAGUGAAAUGGCCCCAACAAUCACCAACUCACCCAAACCUCGUCGUAUAAGUUCAACAAUUGCCAUCCGGUCCCGUAGCGCAACCCGUAGCAUUACACCGAUUUCGGAAGACGAAACGAUGUCACGACGCAUUCAACGUUUCAAGUCGACCCUUCCCACGAUUCGCGAGGAAAAGGAACGUGAUGAUCACACAACCCGCAGAACGAUCUCACAUAAGAGAAAAAAUACGUCAUCCCGUCAUGUCGCUUGCGGCAUAUGCAAAAAAGACCACCGUCUAGUGACUUGCGCUACGUACUCGGGAUACAAUAUAAAUAAAAAAUACGAAGCAGUAAUAAAACACCGCUACUGCGUUAAUUGCUUAGCCAGGUCGCAUAAGACGGAAGGAUGCACAAGCAAAAAUCGAUGUUCAAUUUGUCACGGGAAACAUCACUCAUCCCUACACGGACAUCCGAGGCUAUACCCGGCCAACGAUGCAAAUACUGUUGAGAAACAUCCACUUGCGCUAGAGACCCGAUUACCAUCCUUACUGGCUAAGCAGACCCUAGUACCCACAUUGAAGAUACGAUUAAGAUGCGAUGGUGAAUGGCAUAAAGUUCGAGCCAUUUUAAACCCUACCCUCAAAAUCACGAAUAUAGCAGCUGAACUCGUCAAACACUUAAAACUGCCAAUUACAUACCUCAACACGUAUCGUAUUUGUAGCAUACAAAUCAGCUCAAAUAAUGACACAAAGUUUGCUCUGGAAUGUAACGCAGUUAUCACCCACAAGCUACCCAAAAAACCCUAUGAGCGAGAUCUAAGCGACGAUGUGCAAAUGCGCUUUGAACACUUGGUUCUCGCUGACCCUCAAUUCCACAGCAACAAAGAGUUAACGUUGGAGAUUGGAGCGGAUAUGUACCCUCAAAUUAUCAGAAGUGGACUCUUCAAACCCGAUAACAGUACGGUGGUAGCGCAGAAUACAGCAUUUGGCUGGACCCUUACUGGCACCAUCUAACCAUAAAUUCUGCAAGGUGGCCGGGAUGUUUAAUCCAAACAAAUACACCUCUGCAUUACUCCCACAAAUUACAAAAAGUAAUAGAGGCGUAAUGUAGAGGAGUAUAAACCGCCCCAACUUCACGCAACAGGCGAAAAAGGAGGAAUGAAGGAGACGAUUUUCCCGCGCUUUCACCAAAAAGGCUAAUAUUAUCCCGCCAGCAGCAGCGAUAUAACACAAUACAUAGCGAACAUAUAAGCGACAACAAGUGAAAUACACAGUGAAUACAAAACAUAAGUGAAUACGAGGAAAACAUUCAGUGAAAUUAUACAAAGUGAACAAUUACAUAUAUCGGGUCAAUAGUACAAACACGGAUAAAUACAGCGGUGACAAUUCCUAGUCAAGUGGACAAACAUUGGAGAAACCAUCAAACCGGCACGUUCAAUCAACAACAACAACACAGGAUAUAAAGUCGCAGCAGGUUACAAUAAUUUACUAAACUAACAUAGAUUUACAUAUAUGUAUAAAGUAACACAAUUAGUUAUUGUUAAUAACACAUACACACACCCAUAUACAUAUUUAUAUAUACACGAUUAAAUCAGCAUUUUUUAUAACGUUUGAACUCCAAUUAAUCGUCUUUUUAAUUAUCCGAAAUCGGCCCCAUACGUCGACAUACCCCGACAAUGCCCAUAUUACGAGUACUAAACAAAGAAGCGCAUUGUAACAUAUUCUAAAACCUAUCCUCUAAUAGAUUUAAGUCAUGGUAACAUUAUAAUCUACGGAACGCAUAAAGUAAAUAACAAAACCAUGAAAGGAAUUAACCUAGUUCAAUUCAAUUUAUCUGUAGAAAUUAAUUCCGAAUAUUAUCAUAACCAGGACCAAGAGGUAAAAGAAUUCAUCGAAUCCCAAGGAUAUGAAAGAAUUCAUGUAUUAGAAAUGUUGGAAUCACAAUCAAAAUAUCAAUUUGACAACAUUUAGAAAUUAAACAAAUUAAUAAUUCCAUUCGAAGAACACCCCAUUAGAAAUAUAUUUAUGUUGAUAACAACAAUAAUAAUUAUCGGGUUAAGUAUAUACAUAGCUUACAAAUUUUAUAUGAUGUAUCAGAAAAUGAAAUAUAUAAAAAAUUAUAAUCAUGCUCUCACAAAUGCCCUAUCAACCAGGAAAGUAAAUUGUAGAUCAGGAGAUUUUUUUUUACAAAAUCCCAGUUAAUGUACAUAUCAACCUAAGUACAGUCGACAUUACACACAAACUAUACCACACCCAAUUGUUAAGUGAUCACAACGGAAACCGAGACAUUCUAGAGUCUUA